AUGAGCAUGCAUAUGAUUACUAUCUUUCUCAAUAUCUUUAACUUUUCUUCUUUUUAUCUUUUGAGCCCUAAUUCCCUCUACAAUGUACCAUAUGAGCUCAAUAUCAAUACGGACAAUAACAAAUGCGUUAUGGCCAGUGUUUGUGGAUCUGUCCUAGUGGCUAUAACAACUCGAAUUACACAAUGUGUCCUUCCUAGUCACUACAACAACUCAGGAUUCCACAUUGUUUCCAUCCUAAUCGCUUCAACAACUCAGGAAACUUCAACAUCAUAUAAAUCACCAAAUAACUCUGAUCUCAGUAUACAGUACUCACUAGUUCCAAUUCAUAGUGAUGGGACCACUGUGAGACUUCGUGAGAGUGUCCUUAUAAGACCGGAUCAGCCGCAGAAAUUCGCAAACGUGCACAAAGUAUUCGGUGCCAGCAACGUCACCAAACUCCUCAACGAGUUGCAAGCCCACCAGAGGGAAGAUGCAGUGAAUUCUCUAGCUUAUGAGGCCGAUAUGCGACUCCGGGAUCCAGUAUAUGGCUGCGUUGGAGUCAUUUCUCUUCUCCAACACCAGCUCCGCCAGCUUCAGAUGGACCUCAGUUGUGCCAAAUCCGAGCUGUCCAAAUAUCAGAACCUAGGUAUAACUGGCCACGGCCUCAUCGCAGCUGCUGCAACCGCCACCCACCACCACCAGCAGAACUUCGGAAUCAACUUGAUUGGCGGCGGUGUAGGAUCAAGGGACCACCCUUUCCACCACCAGUUCUUCCCAAGUAAUCAGCAGCAAGUUAUUAGGUCAUUUGAUGGAGAAAAUGGAUAUGAUGCCAGUAGCCUUCUUGCCAUGAAUGUUUCAGCAAGCAUUGGCCAUUUGAGCCAGUUUCAGUAAUCCAAGGCUACUGGGGCAGCCGACGGCCUGCUCACGCCGGUCGAACCCUCUUAGCUAAAAUUUCUGGUGCAAUAGCCACCCUCUUCUAAUUAAAAGCCAAGAAUCAAUCAUAGGACAAUGUGAAAAAUUCAAUUAUUGUUGUUGUUAUUUAGUUUUCUUGAUUUCAAGGCUACAAACAUUAAU
Olea europaea var. sylvestris is the source of this 1053-nucleotide messenger RNA. RefSeq names its product LOB domain-containing protein 6-like. The coding region runs from base 1 to 870 and encodes 289 amino acids. The record is from RefSeq and is a predicted model, not a curated record. The transcript is spliced from 2 exons. Lineage: Eukaryota; Viridiplantae; Streptophyta; Magnoliopsida; Lamiales; Oleaceae.